Molecule: messenger RNA, 4497 nt
Organism: Leguminivora glycinivorella
Lineage: Eukaryota; Metazoa; Arthropoda; Insecta; Lepidoptera; Tortricidae
Gene: Axn
Product: axin
Biological process (GO): negative regulation of canonical Wnt signaling pathway
Source: RefSeq, a predicted model, not a curated record
AACGUAAAAGCAGGCAGUUACGUAAAAACAACACUAGAGGUCGGUAUAGUGCAUCAACACCUCUCAGCAGCGACGUCAACGGUGUGAAUAUUUUUUGUUUUCUAAGUGAAUAAUGUUGUUUUCUAGCCUUUGAUAAGUUAAAUUACUAUUUACAAAGUUACUAUAAGUGUUUAUCUUCAAUCAAGUGUUAAUAUUUUCCUAGAAAGUUGAAAGUUUAGUGUUUGAAGUUGUAACGAACUCUGGGAUCACUCACUUUUGGGAAUUCAGGUGUCAACGAGGAUGGUACUCCCUUCAUAUUCGGCGCCGUUUAGCUAAGAUUAAGGUGGUAUCUCGCCAUGCAGCGCGCGGGUGGGAGCAGGGCCUGUGCGCCAUGAGCCACACUCCUAUAGGCGGCCACCCGCAAGGUUGGGAUCACAAGCUUGCUGACCGGUCGUCGCUGCCGCCGGCUUCCAGCUCCGGGCAGUCGGCGCGCUCGCUCGCCUCGCCGCCCUACAUGCGCUGGGCGCGCUCCCUGCACGACCUGCUCGAGGUAACACACACACACACACACACACACAGCUCCGGGCAGUCGGCGCGCUCGCUCGCCUCGCCGCCCUACAUGCGCUGGGCGCGCUCCCUGCACGACCUGCUCGAGGACGCAGAGGGCGUGCGGCUGUUCCGCAAGUUCGUGGGCGGCGCCGGCGCGCUGCACGUGGACCGGCUCAACUUCCACUUCGCCGUGCAGGGCCUGCGCCAGGAGACCGAGCAGGCCAAGAUCCGGCAGGUCGUCUCCGCCAUAUACAAGUUCCUCCGCAAGUCGGCGCUGGCGAUGCCGGAGGAGCUGAAGGCGCGCGUGAAGGCGGCGCUGCGCGACGGCGCGCCGCUCGAGAAGACCGUUUUCGACCGCAUGGAGCAGGAGGUGACGCGAGCUAUAACGGAGUCCACCUACCAAGCGUUCCUGCUGAGCGAAGCGUAUGUGUCGUACGUGUCGGCCGCCACGCAGCCCCUAUCGUCGCCCGACGCCUCGCCGCCCGCGCCUAGAGAGGUGAACCUAGGUCUCGCCACGCUGCACGAGGGGCAGGAGUUAGGAGCGGGAGCGACGGCGGGAGCGGGCGCGGUGCCCGCGCGGCUCACGCACGACGCGCUGCUCGCCACGCAAGCGCGCCGUCUGCACCACGACCAUGCGCCUAAGCACCGCACGAAGUCGGUAUAUAGCGCGCACGUCACCUACGCGGGCUACACGCCGGCGUCGCGGCAGGACUCCGAGCGGGCCAGCCUCAGCAGCGGCCGCACGGACAGCGAUGUCGUCUCGCUCUCCGGGAGCAGCGUGGACGGGUUGUCGGUGCGGGGGACCCGCGAGCGGGCGCGGCGGCCGCGGCUGCCCGGCCUCGACCGGAACGCGGUCAUUAACAAGGAGCAGGACACUGCCAUGGUGAUCCCGCGAACGCAGCGGAUGUCAGCGGAGGCGCUGCGCGUAUUACCUCCCGCCGAGUUCGCUCCUCUCCUCAUAGAGAAACUGGAGCGGGUGCAGCGCGACCAGGUGCUGAAGGAACGGCUUGAGCGACGCCUACAAGAGGGUGACGGAGAGGACGCGUCGACGCAAGCGCUGCCUCCGCAGCUGGUGGCGGCGGCCAUUCGCGAGAAGCUGCAGCUGGACGACGAUAACGAUCAGGAUAUCCUCGACCAGCACGUGUCCCGCGUGUGGUCGGAGCGCACGCCGGGCGCGUCGCCGCCGGGCGGGCGCCGCGCGCGCCGCGCUCCUCACGCGCACGCGCCGCACGCGCGCCGCGCGCCCUCCGCGCUCUCCGCCGACUCGGGACACUGCGACGCCAGCGAGCGCGCGCACCCGCCGCUCUCCCACUCCAGUUCCCUCCGCAGAUCGUUCUCGAAGAAGACGGUGACAGAGCUGACGGACAGCGGCGUGUCCGUGGUGAGCGACGGCGCCAGCGCGGGCGGGCGCGUGCUGCAGUGGAUGGCGGAGGGCGAGCGCAGCCGCCGCGACAAGGAGCACUCGCGCGCCUCCUCCGCCGAGCGCGACGAGCCGCGCCGUCCGCGCGCGGGGCUGAAGCCGCGGUCAGUUGGUACCGGCAGCGGGCGCAGCGGCACGGGCGGCAGCGGCAGCGAGGGAAGCGGCGAGCACACGGUGGUGGUGGUGUCCUUCCUGGACGAGGCGGUGCCGUACCGCUUCAAGGUGCCGCAGGUGCCGCUCACGCUGCGCACCUUCAAGGACUUCCUGCCGAGGAAGGGCAACUACAGAUACUUCUUCAAGACGGAGUGCGCCGACCUGGACAACACUGUGAUCCAGGAAGAGGUUAGCAACGAUGCCGACACGCUGCCCAUGUUCGAGGGCAAGGUCAUGGCGCGCGUCAAGGCCGUCGAGUGAACGCACGCUUUGUUCGACGUGCACGCUACGCGCAGCGAGUUCGUGCACGAGUGUUCUGUAAGGUGGAGUCUGGACCGCAUAUAGUCAGAUAAUGUUAUAAGGGCCACUUGCACCAACGAACAUGGACGGUUAACCCACCAUUUUAUAUGGAAUUUACUACUAACCCUGAGUUAAGUGGUGCAAGUGGGCCUAAGACUUAUAAGUUGCCUUAUUGCGUGCUUUUAUAAACCCGUACAGCCUGUAAUGUAAUUCCGUAUUACCUAGCUUGCCCUUGUUAAAAAUGUGGAAAAGUUUGAUAUGAAAAUUUAUUUUUAUAUUUUAAUAACAAUAUACAUUCAGCUUCGAAUCAGUUCUUAUGAAGGUUUAUUCUAUCUAGUGUAUCAUUCAAUCUUGUAAUGCAGUCGUUAGCUAGGCCAUAUUGAAGAAACACGUACAUUUUGAUAAUGUUUGUCAAAAAUAAGGUCACAAAUUUAUUAACAGUGCAUCAAUCAAUCUACUACUUUAGUCGCUAAAAUGGAUCUAACAACAUUUGAGACAUUUUAAAUCGAAAUUGAUUUAAUCGUAUGUCACGAAUAUAGCAAAUAACAAGUUUUAUAGAAUACAACCAGUCGACAAGAAUACUAAUCUAAAAGCUAUAGGUCAACAUGUAAACAAUUGAGCCACUCUGCUGCAUCUGGUGGCUGGUUUGUAUCGAAAUAAGGCAACUUGUAUAGUUUAGUCAUCAAAGUUGAUUAAAAAAAGAGUCAUGCACAAUCUCAUACUUGUGAUAGAUGUAUGAACAUCUGACGAAUUAUGAAAUUUAUAAAUGAAUAUGAGCAGGUUAUCACUAUCGUAUCGAUACUGAUUAUUCGUUGUGCUAAAUAUAUUUAGUAAAUUAUUGUGUAUCGAAUGAAACGGUUCAAAACCAAAAUCAAUUGUUUUGCCAAUGUGUACGUGUAUGGACGUUUACUAUUAUCAUCGAAUAGUUUUAUUGACGACUCACACUUGUCUUGACAGUGCGGAGCUAGAAUGUUUAAAAUUAUUUAUUUUAUAGAAAUCAGUGAUAAGUACAAUCGCUAUAUACGCGACAUCUUUAUUUGGUUCCUCAAAUGUUGAAAUUCGAACACAGUGAUAGUGAUUAUUUGUAAUGUUUCAUUUUAUUUGGAACAUAUAAACAUUCCUUAAUGUUGCGAUGUCUAAAUAUUAUGAAAAAUACAAAUUAGAUAACCUAAAACUCAGUGAGUGUGGUUGAAUUUCAUCGACGAUUUUGAUGAGGUCUUGAUGGCGUCAGCAAACUCGUCCUUCUCAAGGUUCCUUUGACAGUGUCAUGGUACGUUGAUCGCGUAGUUUUAUUAUUUUUACACGGAGCUAGUUCAGUACGCUUGUACAAUAUAUUUUAAGGCCGCUCGGUAAGCCACGUUUUAUUAUUAAUUCUUAUAUCGGCUGUCUGGACACUAGGCUAAAUGAUCAGUAUUUAUAUUAAGAUAAAUGAGUGGGUCAAUUCUUUUUGUUGAUAUUUUGUCCCAGGCGAUAAUGAUAAAUAGCAUUGUUUAUUCGACAAAUUUACCUAUUACUUUCUUCGAACAUUCUAACAAGUAGAUGUCUUAAGUAUGAAAACAGAUUCAGAUGUAUGGAGAUUAGAUUAUACAUUCCAUAUUCAGAUGUUUAAAUACCAAUACCCAGUUUUAAAUGGGGAUAGUAACCAUGACAACGAUAAAAAAAAGUUGAUUUUACCGAGUACUGUCAUUAUGGGUCUAGUGUCCGACUUGCUCUUGCAGCUUUACACGACCACUGUUGCACGUCUGCACAAAUUAUAAAAAAAAAUCAAUAUCAAUGCAAUCGAAAUACAUUUAAGUGUUAUUUUGCGCUGUCGUGCAACAGAGUCGUGUCAAGCCAAAUCUAGUGUUAUUUGAAUGACUGCUUAGUUUGUAUAUUUUUAAAUUAAUAACUUAGAUAUAGUUACGACGUGUUCUGUUUAAAAUUUAUUACUUCGUUAAAUUGACUUUCGGAAUUUUGAGAUGUUAAUGAAUUACUGUUCAAGGAGGAGACACUAGUUCUAGUAAAACAUGUAUACUCCAAUUGCUAAUUCGAGUCCAAAAAAACUACGACAGAUACGUCAAUGUCACAGCUGUCAAUGUCACUUAUGUCACUGUCAA